This is a messenger RNA of Perkinsus marinus ATCC 50983, 1041 nucleotides long. RefSeq lists its product as hypothetical. The coding region runs from base 1 to 1041 and encodes 346 amino acids. The record is from RefSeq and is a predicted model, not a curated record. Gene Ontology annotation, molecular function: magnesium ion transmembrane transporter activity. NCBI's taxonomy places the organism in Eukaryota, Perkinsozoa, Perkinsida, Perkinsidae. Gene Ontology annotation, biological process: magnesium ion transport. The transcript has a single exon. Gene Ontology annotation, cellular component: membrane.
AUGACGCGAUUCUUCCUGCCUACCUCCUUCGUGAUGCUAUCUGCUAUGCUUGGUGCUCAGUCGGUCGUCAGCGGCAAGGUUUUGUCAUUGAUUAUUGCCGAAGCGUUUACUGACGGCCAUUGGAAGGAGCUGUAUAAGGGGCGUACCUUUUUGGUAUUGUUCCUCUGGGUCCUGGCAGCCAUUAUCUGGGUUAUACAGCUGAAUCGUUCGUUACGGGUCUUUGCUGGCGCCUACAUAAUACCACUUACUCAAGUGUGUUGGACGUCGUGGACUAUGAUUUCUGGUGGAGUCGUUUUCCAAGAGUUCGAAAAGAUGACGAACUGGCAGUUACCUUUGUUCAUCGUGGGUACGCUAAUAUUAUUCUGGGGAGUGUCCUUGCUAGCCCCACGGAAGAAGAGAAUGCCUCAGCAGCAGCAACACCAUCAUCCAUCGCCACACCCACAGCAGGCUCAGCAGUCACCCGAUAUGGACAGUAUGCUUAGUGCGGUCUCAGCUAUGGUAUCGCCAAGCAUUUCGGCUUUGUCCGCGCCAACUCAAGGGCCACUGGAUCAGCAACAGGAAGAGGCAGUAGUGGAUCCUGAUCAAAUUGAUAUUGGCGUUGAAGAGGCUCCUUCGAUAGUAGGAAGCUCUAGUUCAUCGCCUCGCAGUACUGCUGGAGUCAACGUCCUCAUGUCAGCCUUGUCAGUUGGGGUGUUGCCUGACGUUGAAACGAUUGAACGAAGUGGAUUCCAUCAUCUGUAUACAGCCAAUUCCUCAUUAGCUCGGUCACCGUCGGUAUCAGAGAUAUCGGUUAGUGUCCGUGGUGAAGUGACGAGAACGGCUAGUGGGGUUUUCGAGGUGGACGAUCCGCCAUUUAUAAGGACGAGGAACUUCUUGAAGCGGUGGCAGAAUGAUAGGAGGGAGAUAAAGAGGAGCAAAAUGGGUAGUAGUAUUGACACGGGCGGGUUGGAUUCAAUACUUGAGGAAGAUGAAGGUGGGAGGCAGGGAAAACUGAGGAGGAUCUUCUGGUGUGGUAAAAAUGAGGACGCGGAAGAGUGUUGA